Messenger RNA from Salvelinus sp. IW2-2015, 2855 nucleotides. The record is from RefSeq and is a predicted model, not a curated record. NCBI's taxonomy places the organism in Eukaryota, Metazoa, Chordata, Actinopteri, Salmoniformes, Salmonidae.
GCCAGCAGGUGUGUCUGGAGAACUCAGCUGUCAUCGCCACGCCUGCUCAGCUCCAGGCCACCUUUGCUGACGGGUAUGACAACUGUGACGCCGGCUGGCUGUCUGACCAGAGCGUGAGGUACCCUAUCCAGUCACCCAGGCCAGGUUGCUAUGGUGACAGGGAGGACUCACCUGGAGUGCGCAACUACGGCAAUCGGGCCCCUGACGAGCUGUUUGAUGUCUACUGCUUUGCCAAGCAACUGCAAGGUGAGGUGUUCCACUCGUCUGUACCAGAGAAGCUGAGCCUGGCCACAGCCUCUACCCAUUGCCACUCUCUGGGAGCCCAGCUGGCCACGGCAGGGCAGCUCUACCAAGCCUGGCAGACUGGCCUGGACCAGUGUGACCCAGGAUGGCUGGCCGACGGCAGUGUGCGCUACCCCAUAAACCUUCCCCGGCGCAACUGUGGCGGGGAUGAUCCGGGUGUGCGCACUGUCUACCACAACCCCAACCGCACCGGUUUCCCAGACACCACCACCCGCUUCGACGCCUACUGCUACCGAGAACGUGAAGCAGGAGUCCAGGCAGCMCAACCAGUGGGGUUCCUCCAAUACAGAGACCCAGACACCAAUUCCUCAGACACAGAGCCCCAGCACUCUGCCCCCUACCCCCAGCCCCCCACCUGGACUGGCAUGGCGGACCUGGACAAGGAGGGCAUCAGCUCAAUCACUGGAGGCAACGAGUCCUCCGAGAUCUCUGAGGAGCAYGUGGUAAUCCACCUCCGGCCAGGGGAGAGUACCCAGGGUUGGGGAGAGGAGAACCAGGAGACCAAGGGGCGAUCUAAGACUGGAGCCCCUCAGAACCCAUCCUCCAGCCCCAAUACCAGCACCCUGGGUCUGUCUGUCCUGGAGAGUCUAGAGACCCACGGAGGUUCUGCCCAGGAAGAGGUGCAGGGCGAGGGGGAUGAGGAGUGGCGUUUCGGGUCGUCYGACUCCCCUCUGUCCUCCCAGGCCUCUCCAGUGCUCCAGACCCAGACAGCCAAUAACGUUCUCCACAGCUUUAUCAACAACCUGAUGAAGCCCUUCAGUUAUUGGACAGGCUCUGUGGAGGCCGACACAGAGGCACCUCUCCCAGCCACACCUGCCUCACUGCCCGAGGGGAGAGGAGUACAGGAUCAGACAACCCCGGGGUCGGCUGUGGUCACACCCACCGAAGGGAAGCAAAAGCUGGGCAGUAAAGGAAGCACGGACAACGCUAUCAUAGAGCAUCGGAUUCGAGGCUCCUUGCUCAAGACAUCCACCAAUGGGCUCACCAGCACAGAGGAGGGUCUGCCUGAUCAGGAUAGAGAGGUGGUCACUUUAGUCCCAUUGGGCCCUGUGAUCCAGUACACACUCACCCAGCCUGGGAGGAAGGGUCCAAGCAUGUCCCUAACCAACCCUCAAGGAUCAUCGUCUAAUGGAGUCACAGCAGUGGGACCCGAUGUGAGUAGCAAGGCCGUGGAGGCUGUGAAUGGAUCAGGAGGCCCCCUCCAGGGCUUUAAGGGUGGGUUGGCUUCAUCCCUAGGGACCCCGGAACCAUACCCAGGCAGCCAGCUGAGAUGGGCCCUGAAGGCCAUGAAGGGCUCCAUGCUGGAGGCCCCGGGACAGGGACACGUGGCCUACAUGGGGAAGGAUUCCACCUGGGAGCCCAUGGAGGCCAAAGCGGGGCCCCUAGAGGUCAUGACCCUUCCUACCAACCCAGAGAGCUACUCUGGUGAGGGGAGAGAUCAGGAUGAGGACCGCAGCAUCCCCCGAUCCAUCCUGGAGAGAGAGGACAAAGAGACAGAGGCAGAGGGAAGCGGGAGAGGAGGGAACAACUUUCCAGGUGGCUUUGGAUCGAACGGUGACACGAACCCAGGCAACGGUGCCAGCAGCAGCACAAAGCCUCUUCUGUCUGGAUUGAAACCUACCGAGACCCAGAGCCAGAACCAGACUCUGACAGAACACACCACUUUGUUUCAGUGGCAGCUAGUGGACCAGCCCACCACCUCAUCUACUGCUGCCUCUGCUGCUGGCUCCAGCCGGGGCCCGGGGGGAACUGCUGAGGAGGCCAGGGGAGAGAUUGUCUAUGUCCGACGCCCUACUGAGAAUCUCCUUCCAAMCUUCCUUCCAACCACCUCCAGUAAGAAAGAUGGCUUCCCCCCUGUGAUCAGAAAGCAGAGCCUGAAUACAGCCAGGGUGACUGAGAGACAACGAAGCCCAAAUGAGGUCACCACACCUGGGUUCACCUCCAGACCUGCAGCUUCUAUGGAGCCCCUGACAACCAUUAAAACUUCCACAGCAAACAACCAGAGAAAAGACUCCAGUGAUUCUACCUCUACCAAGGAGCCACCCAUCUCCAUUGCACAGAUUCCAGUAGAUAGAGAGGAGACAGCUAGUACCACAUCUCUGACCAGAGAUGGACCACAAACAACUGCAGCUUCGACUCAGCUGACCACGGCGUUGUCCUUUCUGAAGGGCAGCGAUCAUGAGGAAGAGUCCAGGUUAGCUGUUUCAGAAUCAUUUGUGGUGGGAAAAGGAUGGAAGCCAUUGGGAGGGAUGAAUCCCACGUCUAAGGAGGACAAAACCCCUGUGACCACAGAGAAGUCAGAGAAGAGAGAGAAGACCACCUUUGGUGUCGUUGUGCCCAGCUGGGGCUUUGGCCUCAACCCUUCAGCUGAGGACAACCCGUGUCAGACCAGCCCCUGUCUGCAUGGAGGCAGCUGUCUGCAGGAGGGCGACGGCUACAGCUGCUACUGCCCCCAGGGCUACUCCGGAGAGAGCUGUGAGAUCGGCUGCCAGGCAGCUCAUCUCUCCACUGGGUUGUGUGAUAAGAGACUGAGCCAGUCAGCACUGAGCUAG